UAGUCACCUUUAGCUAACCGCGAGCGACAUACACAAAUUACGCGCAAACGACAGCCAGUAAGAGAUAAACGGGCGGAUAAAAACGAAUAAAAAAAAAGAAUUACACAGAAUAUCAGGCACGACGGAUUCACAGACACAGAACUGCAGAAGAGAGUGUUACCUGCGGUCGGAGCAGAGCGGACCAGACCAGACCAGAGAAGAGUCGGUCUAGUUACGGAUCGAUCGAUUCUUUCGGUUCAGUCUAGCACCAGACAUUUAGCGAGUCGCGCAUGCGUUCUCCUGCAUCUCCUGCCGUCAUCAUCGCAGCAGAGUAAAAUACAGACACAGACAAAAAGGGGAAGUGAAGGCGAAAAGCCCGCAAAUAAAUUCGCUGCUUAGAAGAAAAAAAAAACGUAACCGCGGCGGCGGCAGCAUCAGCAGACGAGAAAAAACACUAGUUUAGGAAAGUGGUCCCGCACGAACGGCUGCGGAACCGAACUAUAUUGCGCGAAAAAGUGCGUUCUAGCCGCAGUCACCGAGAGUGCGCGUUCACACGCCGAUGUGGCCCCCUUCCGCCUCAAAUCAAACGAAACUUUUGCUACUUUUGCGGAGAAGAUUUUCACAAAGUGGAUAAGAUCAUAACAAUUUUUAGCUCGGCAAAACUUUCGGUGUGAACCAGAAGAAGAAAAGAGAAGAAAAGCGAAAAAGAAUCAAAUAAGUGCCAGUUCGCUGCAGACUUGGGGACGAGUGAAAAGAAGAAAAAAGUGUCACUGUCGCCGUUGUCACAAACACCUCGUUGGGGUGUCGACAGCCGUCGGAGAUAAAACGCGACACAUUCGUCGUUCGUCGUCGUCGUCGUCGUAAGACUUUGUGCGACUUUGAGGGGUAACUUUAUGUAACAUGUUAUCGCAAAAAGAGUAGACUGUACUCUGAGGAGAAGCAAUCACACACAGGAAAAACAGAAUCAUCGAUCGGUCGGUGAUCUUCUGCUGAUCCCACUGACAUAGUUCGGUAGGUGCCACGUGCAACCACGUGUUAUUCCAUCUCUAGUCUCAUCAGGACCCACGCCAGCGGGAGCAAAAACGAAAAGGUGAUCGACAUAGUGUGAUUAGUUGAACCGAGAGACCAAACAACAAAAGCAAAAAAAAACAACAGAGCUUAAGCAAACAACGUACGACGGUGGUUGACGGACGAAAACGGAAAAGGACGAAACCGUGGGUUCUGGAAGAAUUGACACACACCCGUAGUAAGGUGGGUGGUGACGAAACAAGGUACAAAGAAAAAAAAAAGGUGUGAAAACUAACAGUACCUGCUGCACACACAAACAGAUUCGGCUCACUGCAGCAGCAGCACUCUACACUACGAGAAAGUGGGAGAACACACCGAAAGUGUAGACCAAAAGGAAGCGGUAUCCUAGCCGUGCGGUGCAUUUCAGUUUCGAUCGUGCGACGAAGCAGAACCCUCCGACGAAGACGAUACCGGCACCGAACGACGAGGUCCCCCGAUCGAGAGGAGUAUUAGAGCAGGUCAUGAUUACUCAUCUAUAUUUAUUAAACACAUCAUAGUAACCCGCGUCGCCGUCGUCGAUCAGCCCAGCUGCGCCCCGCACACGUGCGCGCAAACAAACGGCCGUUUUGUGUUUCUCUAUUCGAAUCGUAUCGUUUUGCCAUCCGCGGGCGCGCAAACCAUAAAUCGUAGUAAGCUAUCCGGCGAAACGCGUAUAAAUUUUUUUUCCCACGGCAACUUGAUUGCCAGCAUAAAAAGCAAGAUCUGUGUUAUAAAUAGUGCCCAAAACAAGCGAUGAAAAUGGAAGAACCAAAGUGUCUGCCAAGUGUCUAAUUUGUGUCGGCCAGAGGUAAGAGGCAGUUGCUUUUUUUUCCCCGCCGCUCGCCCGCCUUAAACGCGUGUUCUGUGUGUGCAGUGUGAUAAAAGUGUUAUUGAGAAGAGGAAAAAGAUAUACGAUUGCGCUUACAGGAGCGAAGAAGAAAACAAAAAAAAAACGUACAGCCAAAUUAUCCACCCAGUUUUAUUAUUUUUCUAUUCGGUGUAUUAUCGUGUUAGAGAAGAAAAAACAAACCCCAGUUAGGCCACCAAAAUGAAAAUCGCAAAAAUGACCCUAUCAACCGGGAUGGCAGUAUCGGCGGUACUGCUGUUUCUGGCGCUAACCGCCAACCUAGUCAACGCCCGUCGCCUCUCACCACUGCUGGUGGAGGACGAAGGAGCCCGCCGGAAUCGACCUGCCGAAUGUCUAUUCGGCAAAACGCUUCGAGAGCUCGGAUCCACCUGGUUCGCCGAUUUGGGACCCCCAUUUGGCGUCAUGUACUGCAUCAAAUGUGAAUGUGUACCGGUGCAGAAGAAGCGUCGGAUAGUAGCACGUGUCCAGUGUCGUAACAUCAAGAACGAGUGUCCGAAACCGACGUGCGAUGAGCCCGUCCUGCUUCCGGGAAGAUGCUGCAAGAGCUGCCCAGGGGAUGCAUACAGUCCUGGCAUCGUACAUGAUCUUCCACAGGCAGUGAUGCCCGAAGAAGAAGAGCGAAGCAAACAUUUUGCCGCCCUUCUUACCGGACGUACCUCGUCGAUACUGAAACGGGACGACAUGAAAUCCAUGUACUCGACCAUCAACCCGCUGAAUAUCGUCGCUACCGGACGGUUCACGUUCCACAAAAAGAACCUGUACUACAGUUUCUACAUUUCGGAAAAAGCCCCACGCCCCCGAUCGAUACAGUUCGUUGACAGUCAGGGUAACAUUCUGGAGGAACAUCCACUGGUCAUUCCGGCCGAAGGUCCCUUCAGUGUUUACCAAAAUGCGACCGGAAAGAUUUGCGGUGUUUGGCGUCGCGUAGCUCGUGACUAUCGGCGGCUGUUGCGUGACGACAUGAUGAACGUCGUGCUGCUUUGGGGUGGCAAAUAUCAAGCCGAACUGGCAAUUGCCGGACCGAUUGGAAAGUAUCCAGCCUUACCGCAAGAACUGUUCAGUUCCCUGCUCGAACCGGCACCAGGAACUAAUCCGGAACAAAUGAACGGCGCUGGUGGUACUGCGAUAGUAUCUACCAAAAGUGGCGUCACGUCCUCCAUCUAUCUGACUCUGGUGCUGAACGGUGUGUUUUCACCAGACGAUAUCGCAGAUGUUCCACUGAAUAUCCGUUUGGAAAUGCAAAACAAGGAGAAGAUCAUCCUAGAGGACACGCAACGUGUUAAGAAACCGGCCCACGACAUCAACAUUAUUGAAGUUUCGUCCCCUCUGUCCGUGAAUGAUCUACGGCUGUUGACCAGAGGAAAGCUAACCGUGGUUGUCGAAUCGAAACGGAAACCCGAUGCUCUACGUAUUCAAGGUACCAUCCAGACGCGUGUGGCAUGUGAGGUAUUCCAAACUCUGCUAGCUUCCCACAAUCCGGAGUCUCGCACCGACAGUAGCGGUUUGGCGUGGAUGUAUCUGAAUAAGGAAGGAUCGUUGAUGUACAACAUCCAAACGCACAAUCUGCACAUGAACUACAAUCCGGUCAUAACGCUGAUAGACGACAGCGCUAAACGUAAAGCGGACAUCGAGAACCUCAGCUUCAACUCCGAUCACGUUUCCGGGACCGUCGACAGAAUGGGACCCCGUGUUCUUGAGCCACUUUAUUCCGGCGAUUUGGCUAUCAACGUGGCGAACGAUUUGAAUCUCAAUCUCAUCCAUGGCAAGUUCGUCGCUCGUCCCGUGGCCGACGCUCGCGAUUCCAAUGCCCCGGUAUUACUGAAGCGCAUCGGAAACUCGAUUGCUCCUCCGCAUUCCGUCGGUAUGGCCUGGGUGGCUGUCGAUAACGAGUGUAACCUACACUACGAAGUGACGCUAGCGGGAGUUCCAAGUGCCUAUCAUCCGGUUCAACUGUAUCUGGAAGAACUACCGAUCGAAGCACCGAACGCUCCGAUUAGCCGUACUCUACUGGAAGACUUCAACGGUAACUAUCUGGAGGGAUUCGUCCUGGCCAUGUCCUCAACCGAGCUAGCCAAGCUGGAAACCAGUGUUAUUUACUUGGAAAUACGAUCGAAAUCCAAAGACGAACCCAUCCUGAAAGCGAAACUGAAAUCAACCAAAAUACCGAACCACUGCACGGGCAAUCAGCACCACGACAAUGACGUGCAGAACAAUUCCGUCAUUUCGACGUUACCCAACGACAACCGUAUCCCGAUGGGAGAAACGAAAUGCUAUCACUCUUCCCGCUUCUACGACGAAGGAGAUCAAUGGCACAGCGCACUGGAAUCCUGUACCAUGUGUUCGUGCGUACACAAGCGCGUCAAGUGCGAACCGGUUCGCUGCCCUCCGCUGAAGUGUCGGAAAGAGGAUAUUAUCCAGAAGAAAGGCGACUGCUGUCCGACCUGUGCAGUCUCGAAAUACCCGGACGACACCAGACCGGCCGUACCGCACGGCUGUAAGCUGGGAGAUCAAUUCUACGAAGCCGGUUCCACGUGGCAUCCGUAUCUGCCGCCGAACGGUUACGACACUUGUACCGUGUGCACUUGCGAUGCUCUCUCGUUGGACAUCAGCUGCCCCCGAACGCAAUGUCCACCGUUGAACUGCAGCGAAAAAGUCGCCUACCGGCCGGACAAAAAGGCCUGCUGCAAAAUAUGCCCCCAGAUUAAAGUACGCACAUCCCGUCCGGGCAGUUCCGACGAAAUGGGCGACCAGGGAAGCAGCAGCGGUACACUGAAAUCGACGCAGACAAUCCUCGCAAACGGUGGCUGCACCUACAAUGCCAACAUCUACGAGAACGGCCAGGAGUUCCAUCCGAUUCUCGCGACGCACGGCGAACAGAAGUGCGUCAAGUGUUCCUGCAAGGAUGGUAACAUCAAAUGCGAACGGAAACGGUGCAUCCGGUCGGCGUGCAGUCGACAGCACACCCGACGGAAUACCGUGGUGGACGAGUGCUGUCAGUGUCAGAAAACUGGCCGCCAUCCACACAGACGACGACAGCAGCAGCAGCAGCACCAGAGCCAGAGCCAGAGCCAGCGACAGCAGACGGCCAUAUCUGUAAGAAGUUGAAUUGAUUAGGUUUCGGCGUUUUUCUUUUUCAAAUAUUUUUGAAUGUACUAUCAUACUAUUGGAUAGUGCCUACAAGAGUAGAUGGGACCGAAAGAUUGAUCAGUGAUAAAGUUUAGUGUGCCAACGUAUUGUUUUUUUUUUUAAUUUUUUUUAUUGUUUUGUAAGUGUGAGAGAACACAUGGAUUCUCAUGUCCGGGACAGUGCGAGUGUUUGUAUUUAUUACAAUGUGUAACUUCAUAGCAGUAUCAGAAUCGGGGGGAAUCUACGCUCGGAAGCAUACUGGGUUUUUUUUCUGGGGCCGCGUAGAUUAGCUGUUUUUUUUUUUGGAACGCGAAAAUCAUUAGCAUUAAGGUUACGAACGCAUAUCUAAACUUCAGUGUAGGUUAUAAGCUGGAUUUUUUUGGAGGAAAAAUUAGGGAAAAUCAAACGAUUUUGGCAACGUAUUUGUUUUACUGUUCACAAACCAAAUCUUUAUGAAAAUUCAAUGCAGGGUAUUUAGAGAGAGACCGGGAGAACAGAAAUAAUUGGAAAUUUCUUAUUUUAAAGAAACAAUUCCAGUUGAAAUAAUUUUUGUAUCAGAGAACAAUAUUUAUAUUUUUACAAAUAGUCCUAUAGGUUUACUACACACUAGAUAAUCUUUAAGUAAACAUAUUUAUUCUAAAGAUAGUUCUACUACUGAUCAGAGAAGCAGUAAAAAAAAAGAAUAGAUCAUUCGCAUUUAAACUACUACAAACUAAGAGCAGAACUAAAACAUAAACAAUAGGAAAGUUGUAAAUGCUUUUUAAUCUAAAACCACACAUAAAUGCUAAAUUUGAGAUUAUUUAAAGGAUUGAUAGCAAUAAACAUCAGAUUGCAGAGUCUAAUCUGGAUUAGAGUGUAGAAGCCAACUUUGUUUUUUGUAUAGACAUUUAUUAUCCAGUAAUUUUUACUUCAAAGCAUUGAAAAGUAAACCAUAAAACGUAACCAAUGCACAAAGAGAUGUUUUUUUAAAAUUUGUCCCUCGAAAAGAAAAAAAAACAGAACAAAGAUGAAAAAACCAGGGCUUUGAAGUUGGUGUAUUGAUUUUGAUACAAAACAGAACAAGCGAAACCCGUUAUUAUUCGAGCGAUCAUACCAACUUUCUCUCUCUCUCCCUCCCUCUCCUGGAACGUGUAAAGGAACGAGGAAUGAUCUUUUCCGACACCAAAACGGAGUGAAGCGCCUAACAACACUACAGUCAUCAGGGAAACUGUGUUUUGGGAGUAAUAUUGUUUCUAGAAAGACAAUCUAGUCACGUGCGUUAGCGCUACCCACAAAUGAAAUCAAUUUUGUAGAACUCAAACCAAGCUCUGCGGAGAAAAACUCUGCGAAUGGCACACACCCAAACAAACAUACAACUAAAACGGAUGAUAACAGCCGGCAUUUGCGUCGGAGUAUCAAGAAGAGAAACAUUUGCAAACUAGAGAGAAAGAAGAGAAGAAAAAAAACCGUAGAAACUUAAUCAAUUCACAACACACAUUUUGCGAUUGCUUUUUUUCUGCUAAAGCAAUACAGACAAACUUAGGUCGACAAGAAAAAGCAACAACUCUUGAAAAUGUUUUUUUCCUGUUACCACGUACCAAAGAAGACUGAUAUAUUAAAUCUUGAAAGAAAACAUAAAAACAAAGUUGUAACAAAUUUGCUGAUAUAAAAACAAAAAAAAAUUGAAACCAUUUUUUUUGGCGCUUAGAAAGAACAAUCUGUCGAAAGCAAGCAACACAUACAAACAUACAUACAUACAUGCUAGUAAUAUUUGUGACUAUUUUUCCAAACUAGUAUACUACCUUUGAUACUUAACACAUGCGAAGCGGACGCUUCGAACGGGAGCAGAGUCCCCUACUCAUCGAUUCAUUUCUCGGCGGUAUACACAUUAUGUAAUACAGUAUUUUUUAACAAUUAGCAUUGUUAUUCCUUUCUUUUUUCUUUUUUUUUUUUGUCACACAACUCAGUUUGUUUUUCGCCAGAAGCUAAAAGUCCUAACCGCACUUGAAUUACAUUUUGAGUUUGUUUUUUUUUUCGUUGUAUAUUACAAAGACGGACAAUGCCAGGCAUUACCGGAAGAGAAAGUAAAAGAAAAAAAAACAAA
Messenger RNA from Malaya genurostris, 7103 nucleotides. RefSeq names its product dorsal-ventral patterning protein Sog (gene sog). The coding region runs from base 2075 to 4999 and encodes 974 amino acids. The transcript has 8 exons. NCBI's taxonomy places the organism in Eukaryota, Metazoa, Arthropoda, Insecta, Diptera, Culicidae. The record is from RefSeq and is a predicted model, not a curated record. Gene Ontology annotation, biological process: multicellular organism development. Gene Ontology annotation, molecular function: protein binding.